Astyanax mexicanus (Mexican tetra) is the source of this 3406-nucleotide messenger RNA. RefSeq names its product trichohyalin-like. NCBI's taxonomy places the organism in Eukaryota, Metazoa, Chordata, Actinopteri, Characiformes, Acestrorhamphidae. The record is from RefSeq and is a predicted model, not a curated record. The annotation marks the transcript as partial. The transcript has 5 exons. Gene Ontology annotation, molecular function: GTP binding.
UUUAUAGGAUUUGUGACCCCAAGUCCCAAACGCAGAAGAACAGAUUUAUCUCUGGAAAGGUCUGACGUAGGAAGUCCCAAAAGAGGAAGAAAGCCUAAAAGACGAAGCAGCAAAGACAUUCCUCUACAAUUCAGGAUUGUUCUGCUGGGGAAGAACAGCUCAGAGAUCAGCAGAGUUGGGAACUUCAUCUUGGACAGAGAUGCUUUUAAUACUGAAGCUCUUCCUCCUUCAGUAGAGCAGCACAGUGAGAGAGCUGGAGGAACAGUGGAGGGAAGAUACAUCACCCUCAUCAACACACCUCACCUGCUUGAUCCUCAGCUCUCUGAAGAAGAGCUGAAUCAGAGAGUGAGAGAGUGUGUAUCUCUGUGUUCUCCUGGACCUCAUGUGUUUUUACUGGUUUUUGAGUCAGGAAACUUUACCAAGCAGGACCAGGAGAGAACCAGACAUGUACUGAACUCUUACAGCUCAUCUUCACUGGACUACACUAUAGUGUUGACUCAGAGUACGCCGUACCGUGGAAAUCUUUCUGCAGGGUGUUGUUUGGUACAGAAAGGUCGGUAUUUGCAGCUGUUGAUCACAGACUGUAAAGAGAGGACAGAAGAUAUUUCAGUGAUUACAAAUCAUCAGCUUUUGGAGAAGAUAGAUGAAGUGGUAAAGGAAAAUGGAGGAGGCUACCUGACCUGUGAUGAGCUACAGGAGAGGCUUUCAGUAAAAUCAGAAGAGGCAGAUACGAGUGAAGAAACAAAGAGAAAGUCCAAGGAAAAUUACAGUUCUGUCCUGAAGACAUUAGAAGAGGAGCGACAGAAGCACAAAGCUGAAAAGGAGGAGAUGAAGAGAAUUAUUGAAGCUCUAGAGAUGAAGCUUAAGACUCGGGCACCAGCAGAUGCUGUGCAGAGUGAGGACACUUUCAGGAUUGUGUUAUUGGGGAAGACUGGAGUGGGGAAGAGUGCUUCUGGAAAUACCAUCCUGGGCAAAGAAGUUUUCAGGGAGUUAAGUUCUUUUCGGUCAGUUACCAGCGUCUGUCAGAAAGAAUCUGCUAAAGACAGACGGAGACGAGUCACUGUGAUCGACACUCCGGGACUGUUUGAUACAAAUGUUCCUAAUGAAGAGAUCAGGAAGGAAAUUGUUAAGUGUAUCACCAUGGCUGCACCAGGUCCACACGUCUUUCUGCUGGUGCUGACAGUGGGACGCUUCACACAAGAGGAGAAAGAAGCAGUGAAGAUGAUCCAAGAUCUGUUUGGUGAAGAAUCCAGAAGAUACACCAUGGUGCUCUUCACCAGAGGAGAUGAUCUGCGAGGAACAAAUAUCAAUGAUUAUAUCAAAGAUUCUGAUCACAGCUUACAAAACAUCAUUUACCAGUGUGGAAACAGAUACCACGUGUUCAACAACAGAAAUCCUGAAGACCAAACCCAGGUCACUGAUCUACAGGAGAAGAUCAACUCCGUGGUGGCAGUGAAUGGAGGGAGCUGCUACACUAAUGAGAUGUUCCAGCAGGUGGAGAAAGCUCUACAGCAAGAUAAGGAGAGAAUCCUGAAGGAGAGAAAAGAGGAGAUAGAGAGAGAGAAAGAAGAACUGAGAGCCAAACAUGAAGCUGAGCUGGAGAAACUGAAGAAGACCAUGGAGAAGGAACGGCAAAGUCUGGAAAAUGAGAGAAGACAAAAGGAGAAAGAGUUUCAGGAGAGAGAAGCUCAAAUAAAGGAGGAGACAAACAAAGAGCUCAAAAAGGAAAUGAGCAAGAGACUUAAAGAACAGCAAGAGUCCUUUACUGAGGAGAUGAAAAAGAAAGUGCAGACCUAUAAAGAACAAUUGCAGAAAGAUCUGCACUAUCAGAAAGAAAAUUAUGAGAGGGAGAAAGAAAAAAUAAGGAAAAAUGCAGAGGAGAAGGCGAGACGGCAGGCAGAAGAGGAAUUCUGCGCUAAACUGGAAAUAGCAGUGGCAAAAGCCAGAGAAGAGGGCAGGAAAGAGGGCAGAAAAGAGGACAGGGAAGAGGGCAGGAAAGAGGAAAGGGAAGAGGGCAGAGAAGAGGGCAGGAAAGAGGGCAGAAAAGAGGACAGGGAAGAGGACAGGGAAGAGGGCAGGAAAGAGGACAGGGAAGAGGGCAGGAAAGAGGGCAGAGAUGAGGGCAGGAAAGAGGGCAGAAAAGAGGACAGGGAAGAGGGCAGGAAAGAGGACAGGGAAGAGGGCAGAGUAGAGGGCAGGAAAGAGGGCAGAGUAGAGGACAGGAAAGAAGGCAGAGUAGAGGGCGGAGAAGAGGACAGGGAAGAGGGCAGAGUAGAGGGCAGAGUAGAGGGCAGAGAAGAGGACAGGGAAGAGGGCAGAGUAGAGAGCAGAGAAGAGGACAGGGAAGAGGGCAGAGUAGAGAGCAGAGAAGAGGACAGGGAAGAGGGCAGAGUAGAGGGCAGGGAAGAGGGAAAUGCAGGGCGACUAGCACAUGAAUGGAGCAAGAAAGCAGGCCCUCUAGAAGCAGGAGGAUUGAUCAGUGGAUUGAUGGACUGGAUAAGAAAAAAAAUAAUAUCAUAAAUCAAAACCUGUCCAUUUGGAGAGAUUAUGGCUAAAAUUCUCUUUGAAACUGUGAUGAUAUCAGUAGACCUGACCCCUCACCAGUAUACUGUGGGACACUGACAUUGUGUACUGCAGUUUUAAUAAUGAGAAAAUAAUCUUAACUGAAGUGAUGGAAGAGCCCUCGGGUUACUGGUGGGAAGGGGGUUGGCCUGAGCUGGUUCAGUUAUACCUGUGGAAAGGGGAAGAAUAAGAUUAGUAAUGUGUUAAAGAUAGUACUUACCUUGAAGUGCACUAUUUUGAUAAAAUAUAUAUUUUUAACUGAUAUCAGUGAUGUUUUUUAGUAUUUGUUGGUUUGAGUAAUUGUUGAUAAUUGUAAUUGUGUGUUUAUAUGUUUACGUAUGCAUUAGCGCUAGUCUGUAGUAAUAGUAGUGCCCAAUUGUUUAAGGGUUGGGGCCAUAGCUUUUAACCUCCUAAGACCUGAACUCUUGCAUGGCAUGCAUUUUUUAUUUCUCUUUGCUAUGUGGGCUAAUUGGCACCUGAUUAGUGUAAAAACAAAGAAUUAUCUUUUUACAUGAUGUAGUUUCUUAGAAAAAUGAUGUCCACAUAUGAGGACUUUAGUUUUAUAUUUCGAUAAAACACAAUGAAAUCACAAUUAGUAAUGAUGUGCAAAACAUUUAUUUUAUGCCUGAACACAGCAGCAUUUUUUGCCUGAGUGCAAAACAAAAGUAGAAACAACAAUUGUGCCCCUCUGAGCAAUAUGGAUCAUUUUAAGUGCUGCUUCAACAUGAAGAAAUAACAAAGAAAAAAACAAACAUUUUCUAUUUAGUGUUCAUUUACAUUUCUGAACAAUUGCAUUAACAUUGCAUGAAGCAUGAAACAUUUGAAGUGCUGCUUCAACAUGAAG